Osmia lignaria (orchard mason bee) is the source of this 6531-nucleotide messenger RNA. RefSeq names its product POU domain protein CF1A. Gene Ontology annotation, molecular function: RNA polymerase II cis-regulatory region sequence-specific DNA binding; DNA-binding transcription factor activity, RNA polymerase II-specific. Lineage: Eukaryota; Metazoa; Arthropoda; Insecta; Hymenoptera; Megachilidae. The record is from RefSeq and is a predicted model, not a curated record. Gene Ontology annotation, cellular component: nucleus. Gene Ontology annotation, biological process: brain development; regulation of transcription by RNA polymerase II.
CGCUCCGGGAGCCUCGGGAACCUCGAGCGAGCUGCGAGGCGAGGCAGUCAGUCGCUCUCAGCUACGACAUGCAUAACGCAUGAGAGAGCCGAGCGAGAUCUUUUCCACCCGUUCGUUGUUGUCGUCGUCGUCGUCGCCGUCGUCGUCGUCGUCGUCGUUGUCGUCGUCGUCAUCGUCGUCGUCGACGUCUCUCCUCUCGCUCCCGCGUACGCACACUCGCACGGGAGACACCGCGAGGAAAACAUACACGCGCGCGCAAAAGUAGACAACGUCCCGUGCUCGUGCCGUUCCGCACUCGUAUCCAAGUUGUCGCGAAUCGGUUACGUUCCUCCGCGAGACCAUCGGCGUCCAGUGUCCGAGUCCCUUCGCGUCCUGCCGAGACACCCUCUCGGCUGACGGACCGCGAGUGUAGCGCGAGCCGCAACGCGCAACCCUCCUCGGCACGAGUCUUCGUCGAGUCGUUCGCGAUCGCGCCACAGCGAUGAGUGAUCGUCCGACACGCGAGUGAUUCGCUCUUUUGGAGUACUACUAGUCGUCGAGCAGCUAAGGUGUGCCGUUCUCGUGUGCCAGUUCAACGUAGGAGAUCCUCCACGGAGGAGGAGAACGGAGGCUGUCGCGAAGGAGAAAUUCGCGCUUCGAGUGUUUUGCACCGAGAGAAACGGACAGAAAGGAGAGGACACACAGCAUCGCAGGAAAUAAAACUAUGGACGGGUCGUUUGCAAGAGCGACGAUGUCUCUUGAUAGGAAUUUCGUGUGUCGCCGCGAGAGAUGGACUGUUGUAGUGUAUAACGUGUGAUCGGUGAUCGUCGAUCGGAAACGAUAAGAACUUACGGAAUUUCAACGUCUGUCACGGAUACAACGAGCCAGACAGCAAGAAGAAUAAACGAAAGAUUCGAAGACAGGGAGGCGAAGUAAGAAAGGGAGCGAAAAGGAGUAGGGUGCCCUAUUGAGGGCAGCCCGAAGGCCCGUUGGGCCGGCAAACAUUGAGGAAAUUUGCGCAACCGAUAAACUAGGGAAUAAGAAGAGAUAACAGGGUAAAGCCGAAAAGAAAGGGAGAAAGAAAAGGAACAGGAAAACGAAAGAGAGGAAGGAAAAGAAAAAGAUAACAGGGUUCGGCGGAACCUCUGUACGAGGGGAAGUAGAUGGCCGCUACCACGUACAUGCCGAUUAGUAGCGCAGUGUCGUCCGACCUGGAUGGUGGUUCGGGUACCGCGAUCGGGAUGAACAUCGCCGUGGGUGGCUACUCCUCGGGCUCGCCUCGCAGCGCCGCCGACGCCGGGGAGAUGAAGUACAUAACGACGCCUCAGCAUCAUCACCACCAUCAUCACCAUCACCAGGUGACGUCGUCGCCGUCGCCGAACGGCUUGUCGCACCCGUCGGCGAACCUAUCGUCGGCGAACCCAUGGGUGAGCCUGCAACCAAGCAGCGACCAUUGGGCGGCCUCGAUGGGCAUGCACCAUACGGGCCAUCACCCGCACCAUCAUCCGCACCAAACGAAUCCCGGGUUAGACGUGAAACCGCUGGCGGCUGCGGCCGCAGCGGCAGCCGCCGCGGCCAACGACCAGUCGAUGCAUCCUCACCGUGGCGGUCCUCAUCAAUCGCCCGGAAUGGCCUCGCCGCAUUCUUGGCACGCGCCGGUUGUCCCGUCGGCCCAUUAUAAUCCGAGCGGUGGCGCGGCCUCGCCCACCACCCUUCAACAGUACCAUGCCGCGAUGAACGGUAUGCUCCACUCGCAUCCCCAUCAACAUCAUCCGCAGCUGCAGAAUCACCAGACCGGGCUUCACCCGAACUUGAGGGAUCCCGGCUCGCCGGUCGGUCACUCGCUUCACCCAGGCCACGCGCACGACAGGGAUCACAGCGCCGGCGAAGAGGACACGCCGACAUCCGACGAUCUCGAGGCGUUCGCGAAACAAUUCAAGCAACGGCGCAUCAAGUUGGGUUUCACCCAGGCGGACGUCGGUCUCGCGCUCGGUACUCUCUACGGCAACGUCUUCUCGCAGACGACGAUAUGCAGGUUCGAGGCUCUCCAGCUGAGCUUCAAGAACAUGUGCAAGCUGAAGCCGCUGCUGCAGAAGUGGCUCGAGGAGGCGGACUCGACGACCGGCUCGCCGACCAGCAUCGACAAGAUCGCGGCACAGGGAAGGAAACGAAAGAAGCGAACGUCGAUCGAGGUGUCGGUCAAGGGCGCCCUCGAGCAACACUUUCACAAACAGCCGAAACCCUCCGCCCAGGAGAUCACCACUCUGGCGGACAGUUUGCAGUUGGAGAAAGAGGUGGUCAGGGUGUGGUUCUGCAACCGGCGGCAAAAGGAGAAGAGGAUGACGCCGCCGAACACGCUCGGCGAGGGUAUCAUGGAGGGCAUGCCGCCCGGACAUCAGGGACAAGGGGGCCUCCACCAGGGUUACCAUCCGCAGGAUCACCUGCACGGCUCGCCGAUGGGCCACAGCCACAGUCCACCCAUGCUCAGCCCUCAGGGCCUUACGGCUCACUCGUUGGCGGCUCACUAGCGUUCGCCCGGGCCUCCCCCGUUGGGCCUGUCGAUAACUUCUCAAAACUCGGUGAACAACCCUACUUCCUCGCCGCCGGAGACGCUCCCUCCGUUCUAUCAUCAUUACCUGCAAGCGCGCACCGGCAGCUACUCCACCACUUCGUAGCCACUUUCUAGUGUCUACGAACCAGCCGUACAAUGCCGCUUCGCCUGUUCGCGCUCCUAGUCCGAGCUGCAGGCUGCACGCUCGACCGACGAGCCUGUCGUCGACCGGUGGCACGCUUCAACACGUCCUAUGCCAGCCGCGCCACCCCCACGACAGGCUUUCGUCCGUCUCUACGACGAGGUUCAACGGGGUUCUACGUAGCCGAAAAAUAAAUCCGGUCCAACGGGGAGGCUUGCUUCGCGCGAUCCUAAUCGCGCCCGCCGACACACCAUCCGCUUCGCCGAACAUCCUUAAAACGCAUCCGGAAGAUCGUCUACCCAGAAGAGACACAUCGCGAUCGAACUCUGUUACCUCGUGUCUCAGCGAUAUUUAAGUUCGCGAGUCGCCAGUGACGCGGUGUUUCGCCCGCUUCCGGCGAUCUAAACCGCCCGAUAUUCCGGUGCCCGAGAGUGCGUAAUUCGUGUACGGCCAACCGAAUCCGUCCGUCCAUCCAUUCGUUCGUUGUGCAUCGCUAUGAUCGCGGUGCGAGUGAAGAAGAAAAUGAGAUGAGAUAAUGAAAAAACGAGUGCGAGAGGACGUUUUGGUGCGUCGCGUCGCGUCGCGGACAGAGCCCGACGGACGGACGGGGUGGCCGUACGGAGCAAAGCGAAUGGAACGCAGCUAAAGGCGAAGAGCGGUGUGUUCGAGCGGGAUUUGUCCGAAGCAAACCCGCCGGAUGAUGUAACAUAAGUAAAUAUGGACUGUAAAUAAUGUACUAGAUAAAGCUAGUAAGUUAAGUGAGAGAGCGCGCAUCGUGGUCGUUUUCUUCGUCGUCGCCUUAGCCGUCGCCAUCGCAAUCAUCGUCGCCGCCGCUGUCGUCGUCGUCGUCGUCUUCACCCUCUUUGCUGGACCGGACGAAACGGAUUGGACAUCUUGGAGGCAACGGGAUCGGAAUGAAAACUGGAGAGAACGGUGUGGCGCGACGAAGUAAACGACUAAAAAAAGACAAAGAAAUUCGCAAUGAGGGACAAGACACGCGUUUAAACGGGGAACUCGCGCGUGUCGGAAAAUGUGUGCCGAAUCCUAGCGACAGCAGAAACCCCUCGCAAUGAAAAACCCCUUCUGUAAAAAGAGUAAGUAUGUAAACAUAUAAAUAUAUAUAUAUAUAUAUAUAUAUAAACAAAGAUAUAUAUUAUAUAUACAUACAAAUGAAUAUAAAUAUUAUAUAUAUAUGAAUAUAAAUAUAAAAAAGUCUAUGUAUAUGAGAGAGAAAUUUAUAGCGACGUCGAAAAAGGUUGUAGCUAAUAUUAUAAUUACAUACUGCGAUUGUUUAUCAUCGUCGAGGCACCGUUUCGCGAGUAAACUGUUGUAAACGACAAUAGAUCCGUCAUUUAUAAUUUGUCAUUGCUACGAUGAUUUUUAUUAUUAUUGCUAAUUAUAUUAUUCGUCAUCCUUUAUUGUCAUUUAUUAUUAUUAUUCUUUAUUAUUGCGAUUAUUAUUAACAUUGCUAUUAUUAAUGUUAUUACCAUUCUGUUGCCCGGAGGCUAAUCGUGGAGCGAGAAUCUUGCGUUUUCCGUCGCCACCGGGCAUCGAACGCGCUCCUCUUUCUCUUUUUCUCUUUCUCCACUUUUAUUAUUUUCGUUUAUUCAAUUAUUAGCCGGGUUAAACGUUUUCCUGAUCCGUUUCUCUUCUCUCAGCUUCUUUCGAUCGGUUCCGCGACACGAAAUUUUAUUUUGAUUUUCCAGCGUAACGGUAUUUUUCCGGGAAACAUCCGCGUAGAAAUGGACGUUCUCGCUCCGCGAUUGGCAACGGGAUUCGUAUCGGCAUUAAAUUUCAUCCGCGAUGGAAAAUAUUUGCGUUGUUUUUCCGCGAGUUGGUCAGCUCUCGGCGUCGCGAUGGCUGACUCGUCACUAUUUCCCUCCGUUUCUUCGAUCUACUGUACAUACGCUAAGGAUUAAGACGUCGUCGCGACGCGUGCGAAUCGGAAUUGUUCGGAAAAGAAUUCGUCGAAAGGGAUACGGUUUGCGAACGCGAGGAACCUCGUUCGAUCUUUGCGUUUCCCAUCAAAAUUUCAACAGAACGAAUUAUACUUAUCUGUAUACUCGCGUUUUAAAUUUGUCCCGUGUAUUUUAUGGUCGUGUUAAAGGACGAGACUCGAUCGCGGAUUGAACGAGCACGGUUACAGGGUAGAAUUCGUGUCAGGAAUGUCCAACUUGUCGCGACAAAGGGUCGCGGCCACCCUCUCGAUAUUUCCUGGGGUCUGGAAUUCAUCCUCUGGACAACCGGUGAGUCGUUGUUCCAUCUCGAUGUUCCAUCUCCCAUCGCGUUGUCGUCCGUUGUAAACGAGCCACGUUUAAAAAAGCAUAAACCUCCCUCGCUAUUAGGAUGGUUGGAUAGUUCCGAGUGCGACGUUGUCCUUUCGACGACUCUAUUCGAAGAGAAAAUUAAGAGACGAGACGUUGGGCCGACGGUGGAGGAAAAUUUUGGAAAUCGUCGUAAGGGUAAAACGUUCCUCAACAAUGUUCCAAAGACCGCUAGUUUUCCCUCUUUAAUGAUACGUUCGCGUUUAACGACAACACCCUCGUUAGGCUCUCUAGAAUAUUUCUUUCGAAAAAAUUGCAGACAUCCUAUAGUCUUGUUUCGUUUCUUUAAUUUCUCAAGGCUGAUCGAUCGUUACGCUUUCUUUGGCUCGCGGUGUCGACGUUUCCUGCAGGGAUUACGCGCGUUAUCGGUGACACGGUUUCCGCGAUUAUUUGCUCAACUGGUCCGACCGUCGGUGCUCUAUUCGAGCCCGGUGGUCUCGAUCGGAACGUAGAAACGAAGAAGGAAAGAAUAGAAGAGAACGCGUGAAUCUUUGCUAGCAAAGGUGUCUAUUAUUCGCGUUUGGCGCCGCGCGAACGAAAGGGAGAGGCGAGAAGAGAAAGGAAAGAGGCGCGAUUGAGAGUUUGACAGCGAGGAAGAAGGUCGACGUAGCAGGGUAAUUAAUUUUCGCGCCGUUUCUGCGAAGGUAGCCGUUCGAUGCCCGGCGAACGAUAACGAGGACGCGUUCGACACGCGGCUUAUCAAUUAAUCGAUCCCCAGCUUAUCGGCUCAGUUUCUUUUUUUCUUUAUUUUUUUUUUUUUUUUGUUGUUGUUUCUUUUUUUCGUUUUCUGUUUUAACGAAAGAUGAGAACGAGGAGAGUGGAGAACGAGCGAGCGCGAUUCGUCGAGCAAACGAAAUCAUCUUGCGUAUACCACGUUGUUUUGUUGAUCAUCGUCCGUUCGGGGACGCGUAUCCUCUCGCGGCUUCUCGCGACGAGAGACGACUCUUUCACCGUGAUGAUUUUUUUUUUUUUUAUCGAGAAAUCGCGACAGGAUACGCGCAGGCGUUUUGUAAAUAUACGGAGAAACGAUGCGUGAAAUGAUCGGAUGAAACGGGACGGAAAUGGAAGAGUUCGGUCGAUUCGGUAUGCCGAUUUAACGAGAAAGGUAGCGUUCGAAAUUCCGCUCGUCGCCUCUUGAUCGAACUCUUCGAUUUCUGCUCGACGCAGCCACGAAAUUUUUCAUUGGCGGAUCAAGCAGUGAGAACAUGAGCGACUGUGAAUCUGUGCGAGUGCGUGUGUGCCGGUGUAGUUGAAAGAAAGAGAAGAAAGAAAAAAAAGGUGUGUUGUAAAGAUUACUUUAGCCGUACGCAAAUCAGGCGUUACACGCGAGCAGAACAGGACCGAAACGAAAAGAAACGCGAAAAAAAAAAAAAUAACUGUAAACAUCUCCUCCUUCUCCCUGUAUAUUAUUAUAAUUAAACAUUAAUUAUUAUUAACGUAAAAUAAAGAUCUGGCGAAUGGUGGUGACACGUUUUGUUAGAAUGGCAGAAACUAAAUUACUACUGAAUUUUAAUUAAUAAACGACAUGAAAGUAA